This is a messenger RNA of Colletotrichum navitas, 849 nucleotides long. RefSeq lists its product as uncharacterized. Bases 262 to 648 code for a protein of 128 amino acids. Lineage: Eukaryota; Fungi; Ascomycota; Sordariomycetes; Glomerellales; Glomerellaceae. The record is from RefSeq and is a predicted model, not a curated record. The transcript is spliced from 2 exons.
CAUCACCCUAAGCUCAUAUGCAGCUUCAGCUGAGCUACCUCAUUCGGACGCGAAGGACUGGUAGCUAGCUGUCUUUGUUCCAUCCACCCGUUCUCUUGCUCAUAUUUGAACUGUCUGCAUCCCAAAUCUUUCCUACCUUUUCAUCACUCAAAAAACAACAACCAAACGAAUCAGACGCUUUCAUCGCGAUCCAAUCCAAGCAAAUCCCCACAAGAACAACCUUCAUAAACAACAACACAAACCACACACCUCACACUCAAAAUGUCGUUCUUCAUUGAGACCACCAGCCGUCGCCUGGCUACCCUCCCCCGCGUUGUCCCCAGAACCUUGGCCGCCGCGCCUAGGUCCUUCACCACCACCGCUCCCGUCCAGAAGUCGCCAACCGAGGCCGUCAAGGAUGGCCUGAAGACUGUCGACCGCAAGGUCAGCGACAAGCUCGUUGAUGGAAUUGAUGUCGGAGCCAACGUUGCCGAGAAGGUUAAACAGGCCGUCCCCAACAACGCGGGCGAGGCCAAGGGCAAGGCCCAGGAGCUCAAGGGCGAAGCCUCAGGCAAGACCAGCGAGCUGUCCGGCCAGGCCAAGGGCAAGGCGAACGAGCUCGCAGGCAAGGCUCAGGGCACCGCCGAGCAGGUUAAGAAGAACAUGUAAGGUGUUUUCUUACAACGAACAUGAAAGAUGACAGACUGUACGAAGAAUAAUUCAUGAGUGGACAUGAUCGUGUCCCACUGUACACUACCAUUACUACUACCUCAUAGCAUGGCAAGGGGUUCUCGGGUCUACAAACGGGGCGUUUUAGCAAGCUCAAUCAAAAAUGGCUAUUGAUGAUACAGCAAAUUCAUUCGUACUACC